GCGGGGGGCGGAGGGUGGCUCCGGGCCCACACUUUUCCCCCCUGUCGCCGGGACAGCGCGGCGGGCAUGGCAGAGAUGCGGCCGGGGCCAGUGGUUGGGAAACAGCUCAACGAACUUCCCGACCACUCGCCGCUGGUCCAGCCCGGCCUGGCCGAGCUGAGGCGCCGGGCGCAGGAGGCUGGCGUCCCGCAGACCCCGCAGCCGCUCACAGACGCUUUCCUGCUGCGCUUUCUGCGCGCCCGGGAUUUCGACCUGGACCUGGCCUGGCGCUUAAUGAAAAACUAUUAUAAAUGGCGAACAGAAUGUCCAGAAUUAAGUGCAGAUCUACACCCUAGAAGUAUCCUUGGACUUCUGAAGGCUGGCUACCAUGGCGUGCUCAGGUCCAGGGAUUCUACUGGCAGUAGAGUUCUCAUUUACAGAAUUGCAUAUUGGGACCCAAAAGUUUUUACAGCCUAUGAUGUAUUUCGUGUAAGUCUGAUCACAUCAGAACUCAUUGUACAGGAGGCAGAAACUCAGCGGAAUGGAGUCAAGGCUAUCUUUGACCUGGAGGGCUGGCAGAUUUCUCAUGCUUUCCAAAUUACUCCAUCUGUAGCCAAGAAGAUUGCUGCUGUACUUACAGAUUCCUUUCCAUUGAAAGUUCGUGGGAUCCAUUUGAUAAAUGAGCCAGUCAUUUUCCAUGCUGUCUUUUCCAUGAUCAAACCAUUUCUGACUGAAAAGAUUAAGGACCGGAUACAUCUGCACGGGAACAAUUAUAAAUCAAGCAUACUUCAGCAUUUCCCAGACAUUCUUCCCCUGGAAUACGGUGGUAAGGAGUUCUCCAUGGAAGACAUCUGUCAGGAGUGGACAAAUUUUAUAAUGAAGUCUGAAGAUUAUCUCAGCAGCAUUUCUGAGAAGAUCCAAUGAGAAGUUAUUUCCUGUGACUUCAUUUAAAAUGCAAGGAUGGGAUCCUAUCUGGUUACUAAACUCAAGCAAACCUUCUAAACUAAUUGAUGCCUAUCUGAUCUUUAAUCACGCAACAUGGAUAUUUGGGGAAUGUCUUAACUUCUACAGUGCUCUGCUCCUUUUAAGCUAAUUAAAUGUUAGGAAAGAAGAUAUUCCUGUUUGCACAUGAAGAGCAAACAUAGCUACAUCUAAAGUAGCUAGCUGUUCCUGUUCCAGUGUAUCUUUGUAUAGUUUAGGAAAAUUUUUCCAGUUUUUUUUUUUAGAUAUAUCCUCUAUUUACAUUUCAAAUGUCCCCUUUUCUGCCCCCCCCCCAGUCCCCUAACCCAUCCCCCUCCCCCUUAAUCACAUUGUUUAAUACUAAACUGAUGACUAUCUACUGGAAAGAAAUACUGUAUGUGUCAACUGAUGGUGAAACAAUAUUGAUGCUGAGAUAAGGUUGGUGUCAGCUCAUAAAUCAGACUAUACUCUGAAUACAAUUUAAUCAGGAUAGUUAAUCUCAGGUAAAUCCUACUUUAACAUAUGCACAAUAGAAGUCUUUGAAUGUAAGUAUACAUACUAUAAUGUUGUAAUCAAUGAAAUCAUGAUGUUUGAUAAAAAUGAUUUAAAACAAGAAAAUUUUCUGGGGACAGUUGAUGGUUUCUAAUUCUGUCUUGUAUUUUCAAAUAAGUAAAUAUACUUAUGGCUUCUGUUUAUAGACAAGGAAGUAGAGGUAUAUGUCUUUUACAUAGACUUUUAUACUUGAAAACUUAACAGAACUAUAUAAAUGAAUGGUGUUUACAUUUUAAAUCCAACAGUUAUACCUAGUACUUUUGAGAUUAUUCAUAAAAUAAUUUGAUUUUAUUUUGAGAUAAUUUACUAUUAUCUCAGAAUAUUCUGAGUCCCACGAUUCAUGUUUAAUCAGUCAGUAGCUGGGAUGUGCUGUCUCUACCACAGCGCAGUUCAUUUCUAAGACUUUCAUUCAUUAAGAAAGAUGUUAUCUCAUCCCAUAUUCAGCACAGCCUUCAAUGUCUGACAUAAUGUUUAUACUUAAUGUUUCUCAUUAAUUUCAUUUUAAACUGGAAAGAACACAAGGAAGAGAACUUAUUGAAUUUGUGGUCAAGUAGUUAGAUUUCUACAGUAAUUACAUAAGAGUAUCUUUGUUGAAGGAUAUUUUUCAUUGCACAAGGGUGUUUUCUUUAUAAGAAAAUAAGUCUAAUCAGAUAAGCUGAUACUUAUGAUUCUCUGUACAUAUACCUCUGACAAAACUGAAAGGAGGUGCAGAUGUUCUUUAGAGAACGUGUUUAAUUUUUAUUUAGCAACUAGACACUAACUUUAGUAUUUAAUUUUAUUUAAAAAUAUCUUGCUUUUUCUUUAAAAAGUCUUCUUUACUAAAUUAUGAAAUUGAAAUUGUGUAAAUAAGAAUAAUAGAAAAUCAAAGAAAUGAAGAGUAACAAAGUACCUCCAGCUUAUCAAACUUUUAAUCAUAGAAGGAAACUCUGAUGUCACACUCUUUACAUGUAGCUAUUAAGUUACUUGCCAUGACUCUGUGAAGGAAUGGUAUAUUACAAUAAAGGCUAAUGUUUUAAAAUGAAUCAAUGUAAGUACAUUCUGUGAUGGGGCUUUGAAAAUGUUUUCACAAUGAAGCAAUUCUACAAAGAGCAUUGAUGUGCAACUGAGUAAACUGUUUGGAAGGUGCUGAGCCAUUAACUGGAAUUUCCCACAUGGUCCACAGCACUGGUGCCGGAUGCAUAUUAUGAAAGUCAAAUUCCAUAGGUGCUCACUGUGCUGCUGGACUUCACAAUAAUUUGCUUUAU
This is a messenger RNA of Apodemus sylvaticus (European woodmouse), 2735 nucleotides long. It is a transcript of the gene Ttpa, whose product is annotated as alpha tocopherol transfer protein. The record is from RefSeq and is a predicted model, not a curated record. Gene Ontology annotation, cellular component: membrane. Bases 67 to 903 code for a protein of 278 amino acids. The transcript is spliced from 5 exons. NCBI's taxonomy places the organism in Eukaryota, Metazoa, Chordata, Mammalia, Rodentia, Muridae. Gene Ontology annotation, molecular function: phosphatidylinositol bisphosphate binding.